Messenger RNA from Pecten maximus, 3098 nucleotides. RefSeq names its product iroquois-class homeodomain protein IRX-6-like. The record is from RefSeq and is a predicted model, not a curated record. Lineage: Eukaryota; Metazoa; Mollusca; Bivalvia; Pectinida; Pectinidae. Gene Ontology annotation, molecular function: DNA-binding transcription factor activity, RNA polymerase II-specific; RNA polymerase II cis-regulatory region sequence-specific DNA binding. The coding region runs from base 313 to 1743 and encodes 476 amino acids. Gene Ontology annotation, biological process: neuron differentiation; cell development; regulation of transcription by RNA polymerase II. Gene Ontology annotation, cellular component: nucleus. The transcript has 5 exons.
AUGUCGGGAGAGAGGAGGGUAGCCUUUACACGGAGCUGUCAUGUCCCUUGUCAAGUCAAUAUUUAACAUCUGUGGAAACAAGAGACAUCUAAUUCACUGGUAUAUGGAGGCGAGGUAUAAUGUGUACUGAACGGCCCCUGUGUCCAGACCAGCUUUCCUGACCGGACCCUAAAUUUUUGUGUCAAUAUUUAUACUAACUUGUGUUUGAGAGUAUACAAGGUGGCCGUAUUCGAUCUAACAUUUCUUCUCUGCGGAUGAAACUCUCCAAGAUUUAAUCGUUUGGGAACUAUCUAGCUAUUGCGGGAGUGUGUUAUGUCCCUGGCCCCUCUCGGAUACUCCUACCCCCCGUCUACUCAAACAUCACAGGUCCUGAUGUCGACUGCUACUCCAUCUGCUCUGCCACCCGUCACAACGUCAUGCUGUGAAAAUGGACGUCCGAUCAUGACAGAUCCGCAUACCGGACAGACGGUGUGUUCCUGUCAGUAUGGGUCGGGUCUUCUCUCCGCCUACCCCCGUGUCCCGGGACUUACAGAUUCCGUGUACAGCACCGCCCCUUACACCGCCCAGGGCUAUGUGUCUGCCCUAGGGACGGACCCGUCAGCUUUCUACUCCCCACUGAAUGCCCAUUAUGAUCUGAAGGAUAAUGCGGAUGCUGCCUGGCGGAGCAUCACACAACCAGGGGCAUGCUAUCCUUACGACCCCGCAAUGGCCUCUUACCCUUACGGCAACACUUAUGGCGGUAUGGACUUAAACGGUGCCGCGAGGAGGAAAAAUGCAACACGUGAAACGACUAAUACCCUAAAGGCGUGGCUAUACGAACACAGGAAGAACCCAUACCCCACCAAGGGCGAGAAAAUCAUGCUCGCCAUCAUCACCAAGAUGACCCUCACACAGGUCAGCACGUGGUUCGCCAACGCCAGAAGGAGGCUCAAAAAGGAAAACAAAAUGACGUGGUCACCACGUAAUCGAUGCGGUGACGGCGAUGAUGAUGACGACAACGAAAAGUUAGAUGACGAUGAUGAAGAUUGUGAAAAGGAAAAGGACAAAUUAGAGGACAAUAUCAGCGUAAAGGAUUUAGUAGCUGAUGGCAUCGAUGAUGAUCUAAAGAAAGAAAAACUGGACCAUGUUGUGAGGGAAGCCUUCCCCUUGAAGACAGAUUUGCUAGGUAUGGUUCCGAUGGGCGUAGUCAGUGAUGAGACGGGUCUCAUGUCAACAGGCCUCCAGAAAACUGUCACAGAACUCAAGCCUCCCAUGCCCGACUCCAAGCGACUGGAAUCCCCGUGUUCUAACAGCAGUGACUCCGGUCUCAGUGACGUCAACAGCUCGUUAUCCCUCAACAACUCAAGUAUAGAACACAGCGACCCUCUCCGGCCCCGGAUAUGGUCCAUUGCACACGUUGCUACGUCGUCUACGACCACUACCUCGCCCACGACUUCCGCCGACCAGAGCCUCCCUCUGAACUUCUCGCGGGUGAGCGCUCCGUAUAUACCGACCACCUCCACAGUCCGACCCUGGAUGGACAGUGCUUUCCCACUCAGUAGCUCUAUGUUUUCACCAAACACGAACGGUUAUACAAAUGUUAGUCCUCAGAGUGAGAAACCCCUCGUCACACCCAACUUUAAUGGACUUUCGACACCCGUUAAUAACUCCUCGCUGUUGAGGCCCUACCCUCCCCUUUCCUCUAUAUAUUCCCCUACUAGAGACGUUAGACCGGCAGACAGAAUCUCCAACCCUCUCGGCUAAAUAUUUUAUAAUCGGGAGUGCUGGAUACUCCGAGAACUUGAUACCACAGGGUUGGUGAAUUAGCUGGCUGGUGGGAUGGAGAAAUGGUGGUAGGACAUUUCCAAAAUAUAAUUGUUCGUGAAAAACCACCACCCAAUGUCCUUCCCUGGUCCGUGACCUUUCAUAUGGCAUUGAAAGAGUCGGAACGGCAUUACAAAAACCUAAGUAAGACCUGUUUUAGGGCUAGUGCAGGACGUUUGGGCCUGACUGCCCGGGUGAUAGUGACCUCAGGACGAUUGGCGGCAUGGAGGCUUGACUCUUCGCCCCGCAAUAUUGAGCUUGUUCGGCUGGGAUUGAAAGGUUAAUAUAGCUACGUGGAGAUUAUUAAAGACUUGGUUUAAACUUAAGUGCUAAAUAUUUCGCUAAGUGCUGUGAGAGAAGAGGUGUUUACCCAGACUUAAUGAUUCUUACAGUGAAAUUAGCAGUGAUUGACAGCGGCCUACAGGGUAACGUGUCCAUUUAUGUAUUGACAAUGUUGUUGACUUGCUUCACGCGAUAGCUUCCUCGUCACUUUGGUGGUACUUAAUUUCACCGAUCUUCUACACGAGAGCGUCUUGAGGGGGUCAGAUUCUCUCUCCGUAAUGUCAUAUCUGUCUCGUAUUAAACCAAUCGUCCAACAAUAGUACGUAACGUAUUCAUAAUAAACACUGGAACAUCCUUACCGUGGUGGUAAAGUGGAGGUGAUCUUGUCUCCGGCUUCAAACAAUGACGGGUAAUACACCAUUAUUACUUAUAUUUGAAAAGGAGGAAAUGGCAGUCAUCUUUACUUAAUAGUUUUCUUGCUAUUUAUGUGAUGGUUAUAUAGAGAACGGGGUAGUUGUCUCUAGUAUAAUAAAGUCAAAUGUAUUUUCAAUUAUAGCUAUUUAAUAUAUCGUAUGAUUUAUAUUUGAUACCGAUUCGUUGUACCAUUCAAACAGAUUUUCUUUAUAGAGUUUCAAUAUAUAUAACUUAUUUGUAACAUAACAAAUUUAGUAUCGUAAAAAAAGAAAACAUCUAACAUUCAUGUACAAUUUACAUAAAGUUUGAAGUUUUAUGAAAUGGAAAUUUCUUAAUUUAUAAGAUAAUAAUUUUGUUAUAAGAAUAGCACCAUAGAUUUUUUUGGCAUUAAGCUACCCUAAAUAAUGUUUUCUUGUCAACUUUUGUUAGAGUGGUCUGCAGUGUUGUAGCUGCUGACCUGUACAGGGUCUGUUUUUGACCCCUUUUUGUCAGUCUCAUUCCAUGUGUCCAUGUUGAAACGUCUCUCUACAACUCCCAUGUGUCGAUGUAUUUAUGACGUAGCUGUUCGUUUUAUUUUUAAAUAAAAAUGUUACAUGGAU